AUAGUUAAGCACCACACAACGCUGGGCGUAAUUUUCUCUGAGCAUCUGUCGUGGGAUCGCCAUAUUGAUAAUUUGGUCCGCAGGUUGUGCAGAGUCAUUGGCGUUAUUAGAAGAUGCCGCACUAUAUUGCCUGUUAAUAUUAAACUCACUAUGUUUGAUGCCCUUUUCAGGUCUCAUAUAAAUUACUCUAACCUCGUGUGGGGUAAAACAACAACUUCGAAUUUAAACAAAAUACUGUUACUUCAAGAAAAGAUACUACGCAUCAUCGCGGAUGUACAUUACCUAUACCACACUAAACCGCUGUUCCAAAAAAUCAAGAUUAUUGGCACAAAUAUGCACCUGUAUCGCCUUUUGUAUGCUGUCCUUUGCGGAACAAAUGAAUUCAAUGAAUUUUUUUUGAGAACCUCGGACUUGAAUAAAAAAGAAAUCUCGAUCAGUAUGCGCUGCUCUCACAUAUGGUAUGUUCCCCACUUCCGCACAAAUCAUGCUUUACAAUCCCUUCGCCAUAUGUUACCUACUCUUCUCAACAGGUACCAUCUAGGAAACAUAGAUAUAUACUCGCUUACCACAGCUGAAUCGUAUGUGUGUUUUAUCUAUCACGGAUGUCUCUUUAUGACAUUUUUCUUUUUCUCACUUUUGCAUAAUAUACUUGCUGCCGAACGUUCCUUCGCUCUCACUUCUUUACUCUGUUUAUUUUUACUUAAGUAUAUGCGUAGUUGGUAA
Ixodes scapularis (black-legged tick) is the source of this 723-nucleotide messenger RNA. RefSeq lists its product as uncharacterized. Lineage: Eukaryota; Metazoa; Arthropoda; Arachnida; Ixodida; Ixodidae. The record is from RefSeq and is a predicted model, not a curated record. The transcript has a single exon. The annotation marks the transcript as partial.